AUGGCGGACUGUAGACGUGUUCCUCUGCUGCUGCUUUUGAUGUGCAUCUUCUGCUGCGUGCACCAGAACCAGGCCGAAAACAACAAACCCCUGGUGAAUGCGGACAGUGUCCCGAACCCUCCGGGAGGCCCGGUUCCGCCCGCAGUCAACCCUGUGGUCGCGGACAGGAGCCUGGGAGCCGGGGCCUCGCUGCAGCGGAAGCGCUCCACCGGCUGGAAGUUGGCGGAGGAGGCGGUUUGCAGAGAGGAUCUGACCCGGCUUUGCCCCAAGAACUCGUGGAAUAAUAAUCUGUCGGUGCUGGAGUGUCUGCAGGACAAGAAGGAGGAAACUGAGAUUUCUGCAGAAUGCAACCAUUUGUUGUGGAAUUACAAGCUGAACCUGACCACUGACCCCAAGUUUGAGUCUGUCGCUGUUGAAGUCUGCAAGAGCACCAUCGCUGACAUCAAAGAGUGCGCGUCGGAGGAGCUGGGGAAGGGUUACCUGGUCUCCUGUUUGGUGGAUCACCGCGGCAACAUCAGCGACUACCAGUGCAAUCAGUACAUCCACAAAAUGACCAGCAUCGUGUUCAGCGACUACCGGCUGAUCUGCGGCUUCAUGGACAAGUGCAAAGAGGACAUCAACGCCCUCCACUGCGGCUCCAUCAGCACCGGCGAGAAGGACGUCCACUCCCAGGGGGAGGUGAUCGCCUGCCUGGAGAAGGGUCUGAUUCGGGAGGCGGAGGAGCAGCCCGGAGCCCGCGUUAUAAAGGACGAGUGUAAGAAGGCCAUCAUGAGAGUGGCAGAGCUGUCAUCAGACGACUUCCACCUGGACCGCUACCUGUACUUCUCCUGUCGGGACGACCGCGAGCGCUUCUGCGAGAAUACAUUGGCAGGAGAAGGACGAGUUUACAAAUGCUUGUUUAACCAUAAGUUUGAAGAGGCGAUGACUGAGAGGUGCCGAGAGGCGCUGACCACCCGACAGAAGCUGAUCGCUCAGGACUACAAAGUGAGCUAUUCUCUGGCCAAAUCCUGCAAGUCUGACCUGAGGAAGUACCGCUGCAGCGUGGACACCAACAUGCCCCGAGCCCGAGAGGCGCGUCUCUCCUACCUGCUGCUGUGCCUGGAGUCUGCCGUGCACAGAGGUCGUGUGGUCAGCGGCGAGUGCCAGGGGGAGAUGAUGGACUACCGCAGGAUGCUGAUGGAGGACUUCUCCUUAAGUCCAGAGAUCGUGCUCCACUGCCGCAGUGAGAUCGAGAGCCACUGCUCGGGCCUGCACCGCAAAGGCCGCACCCUGCACUGCCUCAUGAAGGCGGGCCGCGGGGACAUCGCAGCCAUCGACGCCAACUGCCAAAGAGCGCUGCAGACCCUGCUCCAGGAGGCCGACCCGGGGGCAGACUACCGGAUCGACAGAGCUCUGAACGAAGCGUGCGAGUCAGUCAUCCAGACUGCGUGCAAACACAUCCGCAACGGAGACCCCAUGAUCCUGUCGUGUCUCAUGGAGCACCUCUACACAGAGAAGAUGGUGGAGGACUGUGAGCACCGGCUGCUCGAGCUCCAAUACUUCAUCGCCAGAGACUGGAAACUCGACCCCAUCCUGUACAAGAAAUGCCAGGGCGAUGCGUCCCGCCUGUGUCACACUCACGGCUGGAACGAGACCAGCGAGAUGAUGCCUCCUGGAGCCAUUUUCUCCUGCCUGUACAGACACGCCUACCGCUCGGUGGAACAGGGCCGCAGGCUCUCCCGGGACUGUAAGGUGGAGGUGCAGAGGAUUCUCCACCAGAGGGCGCUGGAUGUGAAGCUGGACCCGGAGCUGCAGAAGCGCUGUAUGACCGACCUGGGGAAGUGGUGCAGUGAGAAGACGGACGCAGGACAAGAGGUGGAGUGUCUGCAGGACCAUCUGGAAGACCUGGUGUUGGAAUGCAGGGACAUGGUGGGAAACCUCACCGAGCUCGAGUCAGAGGAUAUCCAGAUUGAGGCACUGCUGAUGAGGGCUUGUGAACCAGUUAUCCAGUCACACUGUCACGAGGUGGCAGAUAAUCAGGUCGACACUGGAGACCUUAUGGAGUGUCUGGUCCAGAACAAACACGAGAAGGAGAUGAAUGAGAAGUGUCUGGUGGGAGUCACUCACUUCCAGCUGGUUCAGAUCAAAGAUUUCCGUUUCUCGUACAAGUUCAAAACCGCCUGCAAAGAAGAUGUCCUCAAGCUGUGUCCCAACAUCAAGAAGAAGGUGGACGUGGUCAUCUGCCUCAGCACCACCGUGAGGAACGACACGCUGCAGGACGUCAAAGAGCAGCGCGUCUCUGUCAAGUGUCGCAAACAGCUGCGAGUGGAGGAGGUGGAGAUGUCUGAGGACAUCCGACUGGACCCAGAGCUGUACGACUCCUGUCAACCGGACAUCAAGAGGCUGUGUCCAAACGUCAACUACGGCAACGCACAGGUCAGGGUCCCCUCUGCAGCCGCAUCAAACCACAACCCUUCUGUUUUUAACUCUCACGCCUCACAAUCUAACGAAUGCGAACGACAGAAGUGA
Knipowitschia caucasica is the source of this 2508-nucleotide messenger RNA. Lineage: Eukaryota; Metazoa; Chordata; Actinopteri; Gobiiformes; Gobiidae. The record is from the annotation of a GenBank genome assembly.